Messenger RNA from Procambarus clarkii (red swamp crayfish), 1400 nucleotides. RefSeq lists its product as uncharacterized. NCBI's taxonomy places the organism in Eukaryota, Metazoa, Arthropoda, Malacostraca, Decapoda, Cambaridae. The record is from RefSeq and is a predicted model, not a curated record.
GAGCGCGGCGGCGUCAGUUGCUGGACGACGACGGACGAGGACGGACGCCGCCGCUCCUCCUCCUUCACCUGCUGCUCCUACUCACCCUCCUCACACCUCACAAUGGGCGCCGGCAGCUCUUCCUCGUCGCUACGCACUAAUGUUUUGGAUGAGAUUCGCUCCAUAUUCAGAAUCUUGGAAGACUUCGAGGAGCGUAAAUUUGAUUUUUCUGCCUUGGGAGGAAUGAAAACUGUCUAUAAGUUAUUUCACUCAUCCCUCAACGAGAUAAAAAGACAAUACACAGUCAAGGAUGAAGAACUGGUUAGCUGUCCAGAGAAGAGAGAGGUUGAGAAUAAUGAGGAAAGGAAACCGGGGGAAAGGGAAACGACUGAACCAAAUCUGGACUCCGUAAUUAAUGAGCUGGAUAAGCUUUGGGAGGAAGAAAUAGCACUAAUGGACAAUGCUGGAGCGGUCUUCUUGUUGAAGUUGCUGUGUGCUAUUCGCUUAACAUUGGAGAAGAUGUUGCACAAGAAUUAUUAGGUUGAAGAAUUUGUCGAGAACGUAGGAAGAACUUAACAAGAGAGUUAUGGAAGAAAAUGGACAAGCACCUGUUAAAAGCAGGUUUAUGGGAGAAAAAAGUUUCUAUCCUAAGUUGUUAGGUGAAAGUCUAAUUUAAUCAAACUUCAAAGAAUGAGGAUUUAUUUUCCCAGGGAAAUUACAAAACCACUCAAGUGCAAUAUUAAAAUUAUUAGUUUAUCAGGAGAGGAUUAAAGCAAAGAGAAUAGCUUGUUCUAAAUUAUCAAUAACUGGAAAUAUAAGAAUGUUUGAUAUAUUAUUUGAAAACAAAUGUGUCAUUGGACGUGUCAAUCAAAAACUUAUGUUCAUGUAGGAGUCUUACGUUCAGUCUUUUCUUAAAAGGUGUAUUUUAUUUGUAAGAUUCAGUAGAACUAAUGUCCUCAAAAUAUAUAUAUAUAAUUUGUAAUAUUCAUUGAAGGAAUACUUUUAAAGGACAAGUUUGCAAUUAAUCUGUUUAUUAGUUCAGUUUAAUUAUUUACAUAAACAAUACCAGUAAGGUUGUUGGUAUUUUCUCCCACUUGCGUAAUGCCACCACAAGUGUCCCCUUCAUAUAGUAACCUUCAACACAUUAUUAUACAAAAUAUUCCUCGCCCACUUGUGUAAUAGGACCACAAAUGUCCCCACCAUAUUGUAACCAACACAUUAUUACACCAAAUAUCUUGCCAUCUUCUGAAAUAUUGUCAUGUUAGUUAUAAAGGACAAUCACAUGUUAUAACUAUUGCAAGGGAAAUUUACUUGUCUGAUGUGUAUUUUUCACUAAUGUAAAAUAACACCUAAUAAAUGUAUAAUUGAUAUUAAUGUUUUUGUUUGUUAUUGGUAUAAUAAAAACAAUUGUCAUUGUUCAA